Messenger RNA from Dendronephthya gigantea, 4045 nucleotides. Its product is annotated as N-acetyllactosaminide beta-1,6-N-acetylglucosaminyl-transferase-like. The coding region runs from base 536 to 1720 and encodes 394 amino acids. The record is from RefSeq and is a predicted model, not a curated record. NCBI's taxonomy places the organism in Eukaryota, Metazoa, Cnidaria, Anthozoa, Malacalcyonacea, Nephtheidae. Gene Ontology annotation, cellular component: membrane. The transcript has 4 exons. Gene Ontology annotation, molecular function: acetylglucosaminyltransferase activity.
AUCCGUUGGAUAGGCCUUAUCCGUUGGAUAAGUUAUCCAUCUUUCGAACAACCGGCCCCAGAGUUGCAUGUGUUUUUGACUAUAAGUAAUGUGAGGUGAAAAUUCCCCACGUUCGAAACAAUCAUUUGAUACGAAAAUAUUGCAAUAAAAACUGUAUUACAAAUGAAAGACAAUUAGUUCGUUACGACAGUGAGUUAGUUUUGUUAUGUGAAAAUAAUUUUAAAGCUCGUAUAUACUAGUCUUAUAUAUAUAAAUAUAGCUAUAAUACAGUGAUGAAUUAAUAAUCACCGACAUUCACACAGGUAUAAGUGAUCAAGUCGCACCUGUUUCCAUUUAUUAUUUUCCUCGGUUGAUUCCGAUUAGAACAAGCUCCAGGCCUAAUUAUAAGAUUGUCAGUGAAAAUUUGAAAGAAAGAAGAAGCAUCUUUUGGUGCUUGACAACAAUCGUGUAUGACAAUGUAUACAAGAAUGGAAGCGUAUUUUUUAUUCAAGAUUAUUAAAGAAAAUUUUCAGAUAGUUGUUUGACAACAUUUAAGAUGAAGAGGUUCUCAAUAUCAGGAUUAAAAAAAAUAUCCGUAAUUCUUCAAGUAUUUGUUAUAGCAUUGCUGUUUCUGCAAUAUUUUCAACUGGACCAAAUAAACUACGGAAAAGUUAUCAAAUCACACAAAUUUACAACAACCUGCCAACGAAUUAUGAAGGGCGACCGAAUAGCAAUUAGAAAAGCUGAAAAGAUUAUGAACCACUUUCCGAAACAGCCCUUCUCUCCUGAGAGUUAUAUCAAACUUGCUAGCAAUUGUGAAAAAUUUAAAAAUGAAAGAGGUUAUGUUAUGAAAGCUUUAAGUGAAAAUGAAGCUGAAUUUCCUAUUGGUUAUGCCAUAAAUAUUUAUAAAGAUAUAGAACAAUUUGAAAGACUUCUUCGCGCAAUUUACAGACCACAGAAUUAUUACUGCAUACAUGUUGAUAAAAAAUCACCAGAUGUUUUUCACCGUGCUGUUGAAAAGAUUGUAAGUUGCUUUUCAAAUGUGUUUGUGGCUUCUCACAGCAUAAACGUUAAUUGGGGCGAAUUCUCUGUGCUUCAAAGUACAUUAACAUGUAUGAAAGAUCUUUGGGAAAGAUCAAAGUUGUGGAAAUAUUUUAUCAAUUUGACUGGACAAGAGUUUCCUUUGAGAACUAAUAAUGAAUUAGUGGAGAUAUUACAAAAAUUAGAAGGAAAGAGCGUGGUUUAUGGAGCACAGCCACCAAAAAACAGACACAGGGGGCGUUUUAUCUAUGUUUACAAUGGAACCAAACGAACGAAGAAACGAAAACAGCCUUUUCAACGAAACUUCAAGUUUUACAAAGGUUCAACAUAUGUUAUUCUAUCACGUGCCUAUGUCAACUUCACUUUACAUGAUCAGUUGGCAAAAGAUUUCUUGGAAUGGGUAAAAAAUACUGGUAUUCCUGAUGAGACGUAUUAUGCAACGUUGUAUAUGAAUACCAACUUUGAUAAACGUUUUCAAAACAACUCAUAUCGACCACCACGUAUACGUCAUGUGAACUGGGGCUCGUUUGGUUGUCAUGGUAAAGUUGUUAGAAAUGUCUGUAUUAACGGUAUUGGUGAUUUAACCAGGAUUACAACAGAGGACGCUUUAUUUGUAAACAAAUUUCAUCUAGACUAUCAAUAUUUAGCUUUAGAUUGCUUAGAACAAUGGUUUUAUAAUAGAACCUUGACCAUGCAAUAACUAAAGUUUACUAGUCGCUUUCAGCAAAAGAAUAUACGAAGCUUUACAUUGAUUACGACACAGAAUGAACAGUGGACAGUUGUCCAUCUCUGUUGAGAAAGAGGAUUACCUAAAAGCUGAGGAUUACCUAGGCUGAGGAUUACCUAAGCUGAGGAUUACAUGCAUAGACGAAACAUCGGUUGUGACUGGCUAAUCCACAGAAUAUAAUGAAUGAGGCAAUAGUUUUCUCAACCAAUUAGAGAAGAAACGAAAAAAAUUAAGCCUGUUUUGCACUCGCUAUUUUGUUUCGGGCGAUGCUACUGUUUUGUUUUUUCUUUCAGACAAAUAGGAAUAUAAUUAAGGCUAUGUAUGCACACCGUAACGUUUUAUGAGCGUUUUCUCAUUCGUUUUCAUGCCGAAACGCUUUCAAACACGUCAGUCUACAAUAGAAGUUGAAGCUAAUUUCACAUAGUUGAGCAUAUUUUUCCUUGGAUCGCGUGGACAGGGUGUCUAAGCAAUAAAAUAGACAAAAACAUUUUGGAAACGCUCGAAAAUGACGCUGGUGAAUUGCACAUUGACUAAGACAGACCUAAAAACAUACAAUAUGCAAAUCCAAAACCAAAGAAUUCACAUGAUGAAAGAAUUUACAUUAUCGUUGGUGGCCAUUUCUUUAAAUCAAACAAACCUUCGGCUGGAAAAGCAAACAGGACAACAGAACGCACGAACGACGGCUAAAGGUGAAUCUAAUUGCGAUCAAGCUGGAGAAUUGGACAAUUAAUAUAAAGCUCGAAAGCUUGUAUAGAAUCCUUUAUGUCAUGGCUUAACAAGUGUUAAUGAAAUGAGUCAAAAGUAAUUCCAGGAGCCUGGAGAAUAUCAAGUUUUUAUAAAGAUUAAGGUAAGCCAAAUGGUGCGAAUUCCCGCGAAUUGCAAAAUUCUGGUUUGCCAAAUCAAUUUUCAUUUAGGCCUUAUAAGGGCCUGCAUGGAAAAACUAGCAUUCUAAGUCUUUGGUCGCGCAUUUAUCGAAACAAAUCUUUCACAAAGAAGUGUUUGUGGGCGGUGGUAGUUUUCAAAGUCUAAAUUGCUGUUAUUAUUAGGUAAUAUGAAUCACAAUCGCUUACACGCUAACUGGUAUUUGGGGCACCGCACUCGGCAAAGAGUGUUUUAGGCAGAGAUUAUUGCAUGCGCCCGAGAGCUGUUAACCAGGUUUUCAUUAGAAUUGCUAAAGAACGUAACCUUAUCUAUUGAACUAAAUUUACUAAUGAAAUUUUUUGUGACCUAAUGCUUUUAGUACUCGACCGUGCAAAAUAUUCGUAUCAAAUACGACAUUUCAUGCAUGUUUUUGAGGUUAGAGGGAAGCUUAGCAACCACGCAACAUUGGACAAAACGGUUGACACAGCUGUUUCAUAGUUUUAUCUCUCUCACCGGAUGCCAGAAUUAUUGGGAAUAAACAGUCGAAAUUGGGAACAGUCUCUCUUGUCAUGCAAACUGUUUGCUAAAUAAUCGCUAUUUCAUGUCUCUUUUUACCUGCUUAAUUUCACAGUGCUUCCGUUGUCACAGAAAUAUAAGUUUUUAAAUAUAAGUGUUUUGUGUAUCAGUGUACCCAAGUGUACCCAUAGUGUACCCACAUCACUAGGUAUAUGUGUAUGCUCUUCAAUAUAUAUGCAACCGUGCUUCGUGCUUCGAGUGUCCCCAAAAUUCCCUCUCUGUAAUCCUGAUGUCAUAUAUUUUAUCCCUAUAUUUCGAUAAAAAUUCUUGCAGUAAUGAUAGUGGAAAUUAGAGUGGAAAUUAGCGGAAAUUAAAGCGCGGGAAACUUUACAAUAAUAUUUAUGGUUGGCUCAGUAGGAGCGAUCAAGUAUGCCGGGAAAUCUGUUAGAAUAUGUAAAAAUCGCGUGCAUUCCUCAAAUUUUACCAAAAAAAGCGGUUUGCGGAAAUAAAGUGAACGGGACCCAAGCAUUAAAUUUUUUCCAUGCAAGCCCCAAGUUAAAUUACCCUCUCCCUCCCUCUCUAGGGAUGAUGCGCGAUAUAAUUUAACUUUCUUCUAUUCAGUUUAAUUAAAAUUUAACUCUCGUCACUGGAGGACGAGUAGAUAAUUAUUCUUUGAUGUUGCGUCUCAAGCUCAUCGUUAAAUACUCAGGAGUGAUGAGAGUUAAAUAAGAGAACUUGUAACACCAGUGCAUGGUAUCUUAAGAAACACUGGAAUAUGCCUAUAUAUAAUAUAUUACCCCCCAAAAAUGUUCGUGUCAUUGUUAGGAUUGCAAUCUCUUCCAUUAAGAAAACACCUUACGGGUGAUAACUACAUGCAGUUCUAAAUUCAGAUACUCUCUCUAUUUUUAGAUAAUUGUUUGA